CUCCUGCUGGCACCGCCCUCCGCCAACAACCACAUACACCAUCGUACUACUACGAUUAUUCCUCCUUCUCUCGAUUGUUCUUGCUAAAAUGGGUAGCCAGGCUGUUCUCGUAUACAGAACUCACGUACAGUGGCCCCACCGGUUGACACCUUCCCUGCCUGGAAUCCAGACUCCCAGAGACUUGCCUUGACCGUCGCGAUUCGCUAUUGCACUUUCCAAAACGUGGGACAUGUCGGAGUGGCCGGGAAACUAGGCCUAUUAACCGAAUCCCAUCCCAAACUCUCCUACUUGCAUUGGAGUCUGUCAUUCAAGACCUGGGGGUUUACGAUUACUGCCCUUUCAUAUCCGUCGUUGUUGUUCGGAACCCACCAUGUCUGCUGAUUUCCCGUGCUCACCUCGCUCAACAUGGGUUCCGGCUCCCGGAGGAGGCCCAUGGUCAUUGACUCCGAGUCCGAUUCCGAUGUAACGAUUGUUAAAUCCGCCUGGAAACCGAUCGUCAUCGAGUCCGACGAUGACGGCCACCCUCCACCCAAGAAGGAGCAACUUCGCCCUUCGAUCAGGGAGACCAUGGAGGUCGACUCGAAGCACGCCACUUCGAACGAGAAGGGGCGCUUUCAGCAGUCCGAUUCCGAUAAUGCCAGGAAGAGGAUGUUCAAGAUAGAUUCCGAAGACAGUCUUUUUAUCAAGGAGGAGUUUACCCUUGAUUCUAAGGACCACGAUCGCUCUUGGAUGAAGACGGAGGUUUCCCAGCAGUUCGAUCCCGACGAAGAGCCAUUGGCUAAGAAAAGGAUGGUUAAGCUCGAAAUCGACCACAAGCCCCUCGUGAGGACGGAGGUUUCCCCGCAGUUCGAUCCUGGUAAUGAACGUCCGGCCAAGAAGAGAAUUCUCAAGGUCGAUAACGAUGACAAGUCCCUCGUGAAGAUGGAGGAACGGCAGCCCACAACACAUUCAACGCCCGGUCAAGAUUCGCAUUCAACCGAUUCCGUAUCGACUGAACCGAUCGAUCCUUCGUACAGAAUGGGCAUCAAGCGCAGUUUCAAAACGAUGGGCGGAGAGUGGAAAGAUUAUUGGAUGCAAGCGGCCGGAGUGGAAUUUUUUAACGGGCGAACUCGUUGUACGAUCAUUUGCGCGGUGUGCCAAAAGAGGUGACCAGGAACACGGCGCGCCGCUCGUACACUGACCCGGUGUCUCCGUACCUGAAGGAGAAAAGGUUGAGGAAAUUAUGUUAUACUGGUGACUAAUAAGUCGGACAAGAACCGCCUCACUCGCUCUGCCUCACUACACGAAGGGCCAGCAACACAUCUUAUUUGGGUUGAAUUGAUUUAUCACAACAGAUUUUGGUCCUGAACAGUCGAUAUGGUGGAGGGCUUAUGUGGUGGCUAUGAGGGCGUGUCUUUGAGGAGAUGGCAUGGCAGUCAACAAUAUAGCAGUACACAAU
Westerdykella ornata is the source of this 1438-nucleotide messenger RNA. RefSeq lists its product as uncharacterized. NCBI's taxonomy places the organism in Eukaryota, Fungi, Ascomycota, Dothideomycetes, Pleosporales, Sporormiaceae. The transcript has a single exon. The record is from RefSeq and is a predicted model, not a curated record. Bases 406 to 1149 code for a protein of 247 amino acids.